UCAAAAGUUAGAUGAAUAUAUAUUUACACAUUAAUUGAGCCUUUCUUCAAAUCAAUUCCAUAAAGUUUAGCUUUAGAUGGCUACUUUCAUGCAGGUAAGAAAUUCACUUCUCAUUAUUUCUCUGUAUUUUUGUGCAUUCGAACAUCAUAGUUUCAUGGUUUAUGGGGUUUAUUACUUGAUAUAAUUCCACAGCAGUGACCUUCAUAUCUGAGAAAUCCAACUCUUAAUGAGCCUAUGUUUCUUCACGUUUUUCUAAUUUUCUCUUUGCAUUUUAUUGGCAUCCUGUUUAAGAGAUGUAUGAAAAAUCAAUUGGAAUCGUAACAUUUUUCACUUUCAACACAACUUGUGCACUCGGUAGUAUAUAAAUAAAUAAAUUUAUGUUGCUAUAUAUGCCUUUUCAACUGUAUCACACGUGAGUGAUGCUCACUGAGAGCUUCUUCAGGUUGAAUUAACCUGGUAAACUCACACAUUCAGAAUUGUUAUGCCUUCAUACCGAAAUCGAUAAUCAUAUAAGACUGACUCUCCUGAAUUUUGUAAACUAUUUGCAUACCAUUUAAUUUUUCAAUAGAGAUUGUACUGUGUGAGUUUCAUAGAAUGUGAAAUUCGAAAAUGAGAAUUACACCAUAUCCCUUGCAUCUGUAAGCAAUUGUGAAGCACCGAAUAUUCAUGAUGCGAAGUAAGACACAAAGAUAAGUCGCUUUUGUUGGAAACUCAGCAUUUUGCAGGUUUGAAACCAUUGCAAACACCACGUCAUGAAAGUCUACUCAGUUUCGCUAGUGGCUCAAAUUCCUGAAGAAUGGAUCGAUUAUGCGCAAGUCGCUUGCUUAGUAAUGGCAUUGGCUCUUUGUAUAUUACAUUUUUUUAAAUUCAGAAGUAAUUUAAAACUUGCAUUAACGCUGAUAGCAAUUACGCUUGCACUAUGGUCUGCAAAUAUUUAUUUUACGUGUUGCAAUAUGCAUAAUAAUUCAGAAUGUUAUUUUUUAAUUGGCUUUAUCACUCUGGAAGACUUGUUGACAAUUAUCUUCUGCGUCCUUAUCAAAAGAUUAAAAAAAACAGUUGUGACAGUUUUGCUAUCAAUGUCGACAGCUUUUCUAAUAACUGGAGUAGUUUUGUUUUUCGUAGAUCGGAAUAAUCAUCUUUUGUCUGAAUUGGCUGGAGGCUUUUGGAACACUUCUGUAGCUAUUUUAGCUUUGCUUUACGCCAGCUUCUUGAAGUAACUUUAAUAUCAAUUGGCUGUCUCUCUCAUGUUAUCAUGCAAUUUCGACUGUUAAUCAAGUUUCACAUAAACACAUGUAGUCUGAUGUAUCUGAUUGGACAGUGCACAUUUCCAGUUUUCAAAGUCAUUUGAUAAAUAAAUAAAGUAAUUAACAGA
Molecule: messenger RNA, 1372 nt
Organism: Trichobilharzia regenti
Lineage: Eukaryota; Metazoa; Platyhelminthes; Trematoda; Strigeidida; Schistosomatidae
Source: the annotation of a GenBank genome assembly